Brassica oleracea var. oleracea is the source of this 541-nucleotide messenger RNA. RefSeq lists its product as uncharacterized. Lineage: Eukaryota; Viridiplantae; Streptophyta; Magnoliopsida; Brassicales; Brassicaceae. The coding region runs from base 40 to 378 and encodes 112 amino acids. The record is from RefSeq and is a predicted model, not a curated record. The transcript is spliced from 3 exons.
AAGAGACUCCUCUUAAGAUACGGAGCAGGAUACUUGAGUAUGAAAUGCCCUUUUUUUUGCCGAGUAUGCAUGUUUCAUUUCUCGAGCUUUGAUGUUUUCAUCACCCAUCUUAAGAGUAGACAACACAAAAAGGAGUUGCUUCUCAGUGUGGUUCCUUUGUACUACAUUAACAAUUAUCCUGACAAUACUUGCACACUUUGCGAGUAUCCAUAUUACAACGAUGCUAAUAGGAAGCUCCACUUGGAAAGUGAUGAACACAAAGAGGCCGCAGCAAGUGUCUCUCAUGAGAAGGCUUCCCUUGUCGUUCCACUCAACACCAGUCAAGAAAAAGAUGGCGCCAAUAGGAAGAUAACUUCAGAAGAGCCUAUCUUCGCCUAGACUAAGAAGUAAAGCGUGAACUAGACAAAGAAGAAGAGUGCAUGGUCCUGUACUCCUAUGUCGUGUUGUUCUUAAUCCUAAAAUAAAACUCUCUGCGUUUUUUUUCUUUUUGUUAAUUGUCAGUUAAACUUGUGAUACUUUUUUUACAUAUGGAGAUCGGACA